Molecule: messenger RNA, 762 nt
Organism: Fopius arisanus
Lineage: Eukaryota; Metazoa; Arthropoda; Insecta; Hymenoptera; Braconidae
Product: tetratricopeptide repeat protein 36
Exons: 4
Coding region: 162-695 (177 amino acids)
Biological process (GO): cilium assembly
Molecular function (GO): protein binding
Source: RefSeq, a predicted model, not a curated record
UCAGUCCCCCAUUUUUAUCCAGUGGAGUGACACAUCCGCUCGUUUUUCUAGACGUAAAACGCAAUUCCCUGGUGAUUUUCUAAAUUUUUGCUAGCUGUCAGUUUUUCCGGGAGUCGACGGGAAAGUGACGAGUUGAGAGGAAAAAUAUUUUGGGAAUUACGAUGGAACGGUUGACUGACCAUGACGAGGCUGUCCUGGAGGCUAUUUUCGAUCCGCUCCAGCUAAUGUCCGACGCAAAUAGAACUCGAUCUGAUGAGCUUCACGUCGAUCCAAACGAAGAAGUUAAUGAGGAAAUUCUAAAGCUCGUGAAAUUGGGGAUUGAGACAGCGGAGGCAGGGGGCAUCGACGAGGCCCUCAAGAUCUUCGACGAGGCCCAAAAAAAGGCCCCAGAGGACGCGGGAAUUUUGAACGACCGAGCGCAGGCCCUCAGACUCGCCAAUCGCACAAGCGAGGCCCUAGAAAAUUUAAACAAGGCCCUGAAAAUGACGGGAUCCCGAGGAAGAGUAGCCGGUAAAGCCCUGUGUCAGCGAGGUCUUCUCCAUCGCCUGGAGGGUCGUAAUGAUGAGGCGAGAAAGGACUUCGAAGAAGCUGCAAACAAUGGAUCGACUUUCGCUCGUGCUCAGCUGGUGCAGCUCAAUCCUUACGCCGCAAUGUGCAAUGCCAUGCUCAGGGAAAUUAAUUACAAGUCCCAAUAAAAUCCGUAAUUUUCCAUAAUAACACCGUAAUAAUAAUAAAGAUAUAAUAUAUAAUAUUAACAAAAAA